AUGGGAGGUGUCGACAGAGCUGACCAAGCUAUGACAUUCUAUCCAGCGAUGAGAAAGCAGCAGAGGAAAUACUACAAAAAGAUUUUCCGGCAUCUUCUGGAACAGUACUUGUGGAAUGCCUAUAUUCUGUUCUGCAAAAACAGUGACAAGCCUGUGGUUCAUGCCGACUUUAUCUGGAAAAUUGCGGAAUCCAUUUUCCUCAAGCAUCAAACACCAUCAGUGUCAGUGGGUAGAUCCAGAUGAUGUGCUGUGGGAGUUGUCAACCCAG
Staurois parvus is the source of this 268-nucleotide messenger RNA. NCBI's taxonomy places the organism in Eukaryota, Metazoa, Chordata, Amphibia, Anura, Ranidae. The record is from the annotation of a GenBank genome assembly.